CCGGCAGCCUCGCUCGCUUUUUAAUUCUAAAACAAAAUUCCCAACGACCAAAGCUUGACUCUAACUAACAGCCAUUUCCUCUCUCUCGACUCUAGUGUGAUUGGAAUCAACAGAUCUGCGAAACUCCAAUUUCAGUUUCUGCAAACUCCAUCAUGCGGAUAAAAUGAGGGACAAUGUAAGAUUUGAAUGUGAGGUAAAAUGUUAACUGCGGCGUAAGCAGAGGCUGUUUUGAACAUGACCUAGAACCAAGCAAUGUCUUAUGAGGAGCAAUCUAUGCAUGGGUUUGAAAUGGAUGGGCAUCAGAAGCAGGGCUCAAAUUUUUUAUUUAGUGUGAAUAAUUCUGGAAUGAAUAUUUCUGUAAGGAAAUUGAAAGAUGAUGGGAAUUUCAGUUAUGUUCAAGAUCAAGAGGAUAUGGGACAUUAUUUGCAAGCUAGAGCACAGGAAGACGAGAUUCAUUAUCUUCGCGAACAAAUUACUGUUGCUUGUUUGAAGGAACUUCAGCUGCUGAAUGAGAAAUGUGCACUGGAAAGGAAAUUCUCUGACUUGCGGAUGGCAAUUGAUGAGAAACAAAAUGAAGCCAUAAUUUCUGCAUCAAAUGAAUUGGCUCACAGAAAAGGUGAUCUUGAAGGAAACUUUAAACUGGUCCAUGAUUUGAAGGUUGUAGAGGAUGAGAGAUACAUCUUUACAUCAUCCAUGCUUGGGCUAUUGGCUGAAUAUGGUUUUUGGCCUCCUGUUGUAAAUGCUUCCUCCAUAACCAGCAGCGUGAAGCAUCUGCAUGAUCAGUUACAGUUGAAGAUUAGAAGUUCACAUGAUAGAAUAAGAGAGAUAACAAACAAGGUGGCAGCAAAUGUUGGAAAUGCAUCUGUUGACAAGGAGAACUUUAGUUCUGGCAUUUUGAAAACAGAACUUGGCCAUAAAUCCACGGGACAGCAUGGGUUUUCUCCCAAUAAUCACCAUCCAGAUGAUCAUAAUGUCAUGCAUAUCAAUGAUCCUGUAGUUACAAGAAGCUCAAUAAUUAGUGGUCAGGCAAACCAUCAGUUGAGUAAUGGCAAUAAGCAGGACUUCAUGUUCAAUUUUGAUAGAGAAAGCAUGGGUCCUCCUUUUAAUGGCGCAGUUGAUAAAGGCAUUAUGGAGGUUAGGGCAGGAGAGAUGACCAACAAUCCCUUGUCUCAUCCCCUCACCCUGCAUGAUGAGAUUUCUCCUGCUGCUAAUGAAGAAGGCCCUGGCAUUGAGGGGUUUCAGAUUGUUGGUUAUUCUGCGCCAGGAGAAAAGCUUCUGGGGUGUGGAUAUCCAGUUAGGGGGACUACCCUUUGUAUGUUUCAGUGGGUUCGUCAUCUUGAGGAUGGAACUAGACAUUACAUUGAGGGAGCCACAAAUCCAGAGUAUGUUGUCACAGCUGAUGAUGUUGAUAAACUGCUCGCUGUUGAGUGCAUUCCGAUGGAUGACAGAGGUCGUCAGGGGGAGCUAGUGAGGCUCUUUGCUAAUGACCAGAACAAAAUAAAAUGUGACCCAGAAAUGCAAAUGGAGAUUGACACAUACAUAUCCAAAGGCCAGGCUACAUUUAGUGUUGUGUCACUGAUUGAUUACUUUCCUGAGAAUUGGGAGCAAGCAGAGAUGAUUUUGAGACGGUCAGGUUUCCAAGUUAAAGUCGGGGAAGCUGUGGUUGUUCAGGAGAAAUAUUCAAAGGAAUUAACGAUUAAGAUACCUGGAGGACUCUCCACACAAUUUGUAGUGACAUGUUCUGGUGGAUCUUCAUAUGCUUUUAGCACAAACCAUGUUAGAAACCGUGAUGCUCUCGUUUUGACCUUGAGAACAUUCCAGAGGAAGGUAUGUUUACUGACUUUGUAAUUCAUGCACCGUUUGCUAGUUGUUGCUAUGAUGUUGUAGUUUCUAAAGAUAAUCAAUCGUGAUUGACUAAAAAGAAAAAGAUGUCAUCACUCAUGCGUGCAUUGGAUUUCAUCUCUUCUCAAUUUGGUUGGGAGUUUCAUUGCUAGGAAACCAACUGGUCCUUCCAGGAAAUUUUGUAGAAGCAUAAGAAUUUUAGUUGCUUAGAAGUUGAAUUUUAAAAGCUGAGAUUCUUAAUGGUUUUUCGCUGUUAUACCAUCCCUAUGGAAUCAUCAUCAGAUCUUACUCUAUUUUUUCAGUUAUCUACUUUCAUAUGUAAUCUUUGGUUCAUACAAGUCAGCCACGUUUGAAAUAAGUAAAAGAUGAGAUUAGGGUGCUAGCAAAAUUGGUGAUGAUGAAUUUAGUCAAUUGACCAGAAAAGUAAGUUAGGAAUUACAAAUUAACAGAAAAUUACCAAACCCCCUCUAAGGUUUAAGUGAAAAUUUCACUUUCCCCUUGCAUUCUGAAGAACAUAUGCUUAACACGCUAAAAGUCUAGCAGUUUAGUAACUUUUAUAUUGAAAAGAAUUAUUAAGUGAAAAUGAUGUUUCAAGAAACUCGUAAAGGGAUAUGAAAGUAAAAUGCAACAAUUUAGUGCGGCAUCACUUUAGGUUGUGACAACAUCCAUAUUGUUUUGUUUACAAUAUUAUGCAAUUCGUAACCCUUGAAAUAUUCUUUGUUUAGUUAUGAAUAUUUAAUGUACAGAAUUGAAGAAUGUAAGGAAUACAGCCGUGUUUCACAAAAAUAAAAAGGUGUUCAACCUUUUUGUUUAUAUGUCACCCUUUAACUAUAUAUAUUUUUUAUGAGAAUGGAAACUAAAACGAUUUUUGGUCUAUUCCAUGGCCUUGGAUGAGAAGAGAAAAGGAAAAGCAUAGGUUCAUUGUUCCAUUUGAAUACAUAAAUUUUGGUCAAUAUUGAUUUAUUGUAGAUCCUAGAAAAGAAAUAAUGGAUCGGAUUUAUAUUCCAGUUAUAUCAAGAAUGAGGAUGUUUUUUUGGUAAAUAAGAAUGAGGAUAUUGUUACAUAUAUUCAUAUAGUUGUCCUUGUAAAGCAUUCAAUGUAAACAAAAUAAUGUGUUGGCUCUUGGUCAAAAAAUACAUAAUGUGUUAGCUUGGACGCCUGUAAAGCGUUUGAAGUUUCAAUUUUUCGGGACUUGAUUGCUCAAUUA
This is a messenger RNA of Rubroshorea leprosula, 3049 nucleotides long. The record is from the annotation of a GenBank genome assembly. Lineage: Eukaryota; Viridiplantae; Streptophyta; Magnoliopsida; Malvales; Dipterocarpaceae.